Molecule: messenger RNA, 2001 nt
Organism: Eimeria necatrix
Lineage: Eukaryota; Apicomplexa; Conoidasida; Eucoccidiorida; Eimeriidae
Product: NMD3 protein, putative
Exons: 2
Coding region: 1-2001 (666 amino acids)
Biological process (GO): ribosomal large subunit export from nucleus
Cellular component (GO): cytoplasm; nucleus
Molecular function (GO): ribosomal large subunit binding
Source: RefSeq, a predicted model, not a curated record
AUGUACACGCGCUGCUGCGCUUUAUGCGUGUCGUGUUACGCGUGCCGUGCUGCCACUACUGCUGCGUUGGUCUCUGCUUUUGGUUACGGCUCUACUGCUGCUAUUGCUACUUCUUUUGAGCUCAGGGAGCUACUAGCUCUUUGCCUUAAGCGAAUUCGCGGCCUGAAAAGCCUCUCCCGCAUAUCGGACUGCCGUUGGCUCUACUCAGAGCCCCACAGCAACAAGUUGUUGCUGCGUCUCACCGCAAGAGCGGACGUGCUGGAGGGCAAGGCGGAGGUAGAGCAGUCAUUCAAUGUUUCGGGGCUAGUUCACAACAUGCAAUGCGACGAAUGCAAGCAGGCCUUCACGCCGCAUGCAGGUUGGGGCGCGCGGGUGCAAGUGCGACAGCGCUGCGACCACAAGCGAACGUUUUUAUUCUUGGAGCAGCUCCUGCUGCAGCAGCACAACUUGCUGCAGAAGCUCCUGAGGGUUGUACAGCGAAAAGAUGGCCUGGAUUUUUAUUUCCCAAAUAAACAAGCUGCAGCAUCUUUUGUAUCCUUCUGCAGCAGCAGGCUGCCGUGCAGCAGCCGUAGCAGCAAGCGGCUGAUAUCUCACGACUGCAACAGUAACACGUAUAUCUACAAGCACACGGUGUACGUGGAGCUACCUGCUAUCUGCCGCGACGACUUAGUCUACAUUCCCGCCAAGAAGGCCCAGGAUUCCUUUGGGGGCUUUCCUUCGCUCUCGCUGUGCACAAGAGUCUCGUCCACACUGCACCUGACGGACCCUUUUUCUGGAAGGCACCUCGACAUGGCUGCCGAUGUCUAUUUCAGGGAUACAUUUAAACCCAUAUGCACCCGCAAGCACCUCUCGCACUUCCUUAUUCUUGCUGUUACACCACUGGAGCAAACGCAGCAGCAGCCACAGCAGAAGCAGCAGCAUGGAAAAAGACACCAGAAGCAGCAGAACAAGCAGCAGCAGCGGCAGGAAGCUGCUGCGGGGGACGAUGCGAUGACAAUCGACACAAAUGCAGAAGCAGCAGGAGCGGGGACCGGGCGGACCCUUGACUCAGCGACGAAGAGCAGCAGCAGCGGCAGCAGCAGUUUGGUGGAGGUUGAGCUGCUGCGUUGUAGUGCCAGCGGCGUUCCUGAGGGGGAGCCGUUAACUACAGUGAGCCAUUUGGGGGCCUUGCUGCACGCAGGAGACUUUGCUGCGGGCUACGACUUGCAGCGAAUCAAUUUGUCAGGUUUCGUGGACGACUGCUUAGAUCGGGACCUACACUGGCCCAGCAGCAGCAGCAGCAGCAGCGGCUGUGAGCAGCAGGAAGGUCUCGCUGGGGCCCCUUGGCCUGUGAUGCUUGUCAAGAGACAUUACCCCUUCCGAAAGACGGGGAGGAGACAGUGGGUGUUGCGGACACUGCAGAAGCAUGAAGAGGACGGCACGGGAAUAGAGGAAGACGGGGAAGUCGUGGGGGCCCCUCAGGGGCCCGAGAGCAGCGCUGAGGGGGCUCCCCACAGAGUACACGGCAUGCACAGCCGGAAGAAAAGAGGGGCGUCUCAGCGUCGUGGUGCUGCUGCGGCAGAAGAUGAAGACAUGGAGGAGUUCCGGAAGGACCUUGAGGAAGAUGCAGAGCUGCGGAAGCAAGUGCUGUUGUACAAGGACCCGCGAAUCAGCUACACCAAAGCGACAGGUGCGGCGAAGGUACGCGCCGGCAGCAGCAGCAGCAGCAGCAAACAGCAGCAGGGGCUGAAGCGACGGGAAGCCAACAAAGCGAGGAAACUGGCUGAGGCACACGACAGAGCGCGGCAGCAGCAGCAGCAAGAGCGGGAGGGGGAUGAAGGAGACAGUGCCCAGUCCGACAGUGAGCAAGACGCAGGGUCAGGGCCUGUCAUAGACAUCAGUGAACUUCUGGAGGGUCUCUCUCUAGAAGAUUUAGAGCCCGUACAACUGGGCCAGGGGAACCUUUCCCGUAGCGCAGACCAGGGGCCCCAACCCCCUAGUGACGAAGAGGACACUUUGUGA